This is a messenger RNA of Neomonachus schauinslandi (Hawaiian monk seal), 6150 nucleotides long. RefSeq names its product xenotropic and polytropic retrovirus receptor 1 (gene XPR1). The record is from RefSeq and is a predicted model, not a curated record. The transcript has 15 exons. Gene Ontology annotation, molecular function: inositol hexakisphosphate binding. Gene Ontology annotation, cellular component: cytoplasm; Golgi apparatus; plasma membrane. Lineage: Eukaryota; Metazoa; Chordata; Mammalia; Carnivora; Phocidae. The coding region runs from base 135 to 2225 and encodes 696 amino acids. Gene Ontology annotation, biological process: phosphate ion transport; cellular response to phosphate starvation.
AGAAGCGCAGCGCCGUGCCGCGCCGGGGCCCAUGUGGGGAGGAGUCGGAGUCGCUGUUGCCGCCGCCGCCGCCGCCGCCGCCGCCGCCGCCUGUAACUGCUGGACCCGAGUGGGAGUGAGGGGGAAACGGCAGGAUGAAGUUCGCCGAGCACCUCUCCGCGCACAUCACUCCCGAGUGGAGGAAGCAAUACAUCCAGUAUGAGGCUUUCAAGGACAUGCUGUAUUCAGCGCAGGAUCAGGCACCCUCUGUGGAAGUUACAGAUGAGGACACGGUAAAGAGGUAUUUUGCCAAGUUUGAAGAAAAAUUUUUCCAAACCUGUGAAAAGGAACUUGCCAAAAUCAACACAUUUUAUUCAGAAAAGCUUGCAGAGGCUCAGCGCAGGUUUGCUACACUUCAGAAUGAGCUUCAGUCAUCACUGGAUGCACAGAAAGAGAGCAUUGGCGUUACUACACUGCGACAGCGCAGGAAGCCAGUCUUCCACUUAUCCCAUGAGGAACGUGUCCAACAUAGGAAUAUUAAAGACCUUAAACUGGCCUUCAGUGAGUUCUACCUCAGUCUAAUCCUGCUGCAGAACUAUCAGAAUCUGAAUUUUACAGGGUUUCGAAAAAUCCUCAAAAAGCAUGACAAAAUCCUGGAAACUUCUCGUGGAGCAGAUUGGCGCGUGGCUCAUGUUGAAGUGGCCCCAUUUUAUACGUGCAAGAAAAUCAACCAGCUCAUCUCUGAAACUGAGGCUGUAGUGACUAAUGAACUUGAAGAUGGUGACCGACAAAAAGCUAUGAAGCGUUUACGUGUCCCCCCUUUGGGAGCUGCUCAACCUGCACCAGCAUGGACUACUUUUAGAGUUGGCCUAUUUUGUGGAAUAUUCAUUGUACUGAAUAUUACCCUUGUGCUUGCCGCUGUAUUUAAACUUGAAACAGAUAGAAGUAUAUGGCCCUUGAUAAGAAUAUAUCGGGGUGGCUUUCUUCUGAUUGAAUUCCUUUUUCUACUGGGCAUCAACACAUAUGGUUGGAGACAGGCUGGAGUGAAUCAUGUGCUCAUCUUCGAACUUAAUCCAAGAAGCAAUUUGUCUCAUCAGCAUCUUUUUGAGAUUGCUGGAUUCCUUGGGAUAUUGUGGUGCCUGAGCCUUCUGGCAUGCUUCUUUGCUCCAGUUAGUGUCAUCCCUACAUAUGUGUAUCCACUUGUCCUUUAUGGAUUUAUGGUUUUCUUUCUUAUCAAUCCCACCAAAACUUUCUAUUAUAAGUCACGGUUUUGGCUGCUUAAACUGCUGUUUCGAGUAUUUACAGCCCCCUUCCAUAAGGUAGGCUUUGCUGAUUUCUGGCUGGCCGAUCAGCUGAACAGCCUGUCAGUGAUAUUGAUGGACCUGGAAUAUAUGAUCUGCUUCUACAGUUUUGAGCUCAAAUGGGAUGAAAGUGGGGGCCUGUUGCCAAAUAAUUCAGAAGAACCAGAAAUUUGCCACAAAUAUUCAUAUGGUGUACGGGCCAUUGUUCAGUGCAUUCCUGCUUGGCUUCGCUUCAUCCAGUGCCUGCGCCGAUACCGAGACACAAAAAGGGCCUUUCCUCAUUUAGUUAAUGCUGGGAAAUACUCCACAACUUUCUUCACGGUGACGUUUGCAGCCCUUUACAGCACUCACAAAGAACGAGGUCACUCAGACACCAUGGUAUUCUUUUAUCUUUGGAUCGUGUUUUGUAUCAUCAGUUCCUGUUAUACCCUCAUCUGGGAUCUGAAGAUGGACUGGGGUCUCUUUGAUAAGAAUGCUGGAGAAAACACCUUUCUUCGGGAAGAGAUUGUAUACCCCCAAAAAGCCUAUUACUACUGUGCCAUCAUAGAGGAUGUGAUUCUGCGCUUUGCUUGGACUGUCCAAAUCUCAAUUACCUCCAUGACAUUGUCGCCUCAUUCUGGGGACAUCGUUGCUACUGUCUUUGCUCCCCUUGAGGUUUUCCGGCGAUUUGUGUGGAACUUCUUCCGCCUGGAGAAUGAGCAUCUGAAUAACUGUGGUGAAUUCCGUGCCGUGCGGGACAUCUCUGUGGCCCCUCUGAAUGCGGAUGAUCAGACACUCCUAGAACAGAUGAUGGACCAGGAUGACGGGGUACGAAACCGCCAGAAGAACCGGCCAUGGAAGUACAGCCAGAGCAUAUCCCUGCGCCGGCCUCGCCUCGCUUCUCAAUCCAAGGCUCGUGACACUAAGGUAUUGAUAGAAGACACAGAUGAUGAAGCUAACACUUGAAUCCUCUGAAGUCUAGAUUAACAUCUUUGGUUUUCCUACUCUACAAUUCUUUCCUCGACCAACGCAACCUCUAGUACCUUUCCAGCCGAAAACAGGAGAAGACACAUAACACAUUUUCCGAGCUCUUCCAGAUCGGAUCCUAUGGACUCCAAACAAGCUCACUGUGUUUCUUUUCUUUUCUUCUGGUUUAAUUUUCAUUUUCUAUUUUUAAAACAAAUAUUUACUUCAUUUUGCCAAUCAGAGGACAUUUUAAGGAACAAAAACAUAGUAUCUUAUGGAUUGUUUACAAUCACAAGGACACAGAUACCUAUCAGGAUGAAGAACAGGCAUUGCAAGGACCCUCUGAUGGGACGGUACCGAGAUACCUCGGAUUCCGCUGGGCCCGGUUUUGACUGGUUGAAACCGGACAUUGAUUUUUAAAUUUUUUGUCAGUUUAUGUGGAGAUUUUUUCCUUUCCUUCAUACCCAGCGCAAAAGCACUGGCCGCACUUGCAGGGAAAGUGCAACUUAGAGCAGUACCUUCAUUCACGAAGCUACUUUUUAAUUUGAUGUAACUUUUCUUAUUUUGGGGAGGGUUGCUGGGUGGGUGGGAAAUAUGAUGUAUUUGUUGCAUAUAGUUUUCUCAUUAUUUAUGAAACUUAACCAUAAAAGAAUGCUAUAACUCCUGUGCAGUGAAGGUGGUAACAGGAAAAGAAGACGGGAAGCUAAUGUCGGACAGCAUUUGAGGGUUAGUCCACAGUACCUCUUUCAUGAGACAACUUGCACCAGUUUGACUUUUUCUUUUCUUUCUUUUCUUUUCUUUUUUUUUUUUAAUUUUUAAGCCAAAGUUUUAUUACUGAUUUUUUAAGUUGCUGCUGCUUUACAAUCCUGAGCAUGUCUUUCAUAACAAAGCAUCUGUAUACUUCCACAUAACCGGCUGAAAUUUCUUAAGGGCCAGAUGCUUUUUUUUUCUUUUUCAAGGAACAAAAAUGUGGAAUGUAUUUGCCCAUACUCCCAACCAUAACAACUGAAGUUAUGCCUUAUUGAGCUUCAUUAUUUAGGGUAAUUGAAGUAUAAGCUUUACUGACUCUGAAGGAGAAGAUAAAGCUAUUUCGGAAACUCCCUAUACCCUAUUGGAUAGUUUUCCUUUUGAAGUCACUUGCUUUAGCCAGAAUUUGAUCAAAUUAAAAGUCUGUCUUGGGCAAACCAUAUUUGUGAGAGCAAAGAACAAACUAUCCUUCUUCUGUCACAUUACAUGAAUAAAACAGACCUUGGCAGCCAUUUCUCCCCCAGUUUUAAAGGAUGAACAUUGGAUUUCAUGCCCUCCUAUGACAGAAAACCUUUUAAGAUUUUUUUCGGUCUAAACUUGGUCAUAAACAAAAGGUAUAUUUCUUAUAGACAUUUCAGACUUUCAUGGUCUAUGCACAAUGCCCAUUUUUACUUGGUCUAAUUUCUUUCCUAUGUUCCUAAGUCAUCCAUAUAAGCCCCAAAACCCUAAAGGAUUUUGCUUCCUUGAAUGUAGUUGGCAUUAAAUUGAGCAUUUCAUUAUCUAGCAAAAUUAAUAUAAUACCAGGAAAAAGUGAAGUAUGUUUUAAUCCUCCCAUCCCCCCAGAUCCAGAUGAAGAUUCUAACAUCAACAUCAGUGGAUUCAUGAAAGUAAAUCACUUCUGUCAUUUUCAGCUUAAUCUUAGGCAAAGAGACAAAUGAGUGGAAGGGCAGCUAUUAUUAUCACUUAACUUAGUCUUGAAAAUAUAUGGCUACUGCCCCUUAUAAUACCCCUUUGGUCAGCAGCUCUUCUGCCUUGUAUUGCAAGUCUUCACUCAUACCUGUAAAGUUACUGUUACUACCAAAAUUCUAUCAAUUAACUGACAAAUAGUUCAUUUUUCAAGGCGUUUAUUCCAUUUUUAUUCUGACAAGCUUCCAAAGUUUUUUCCCUUUCCAAAUUGAGAUUUUUUCUGAAAAAUCAUACAAAUUUUUGGCUUUUGUUGUUUUUUUAUGUUUUGCCAAGCAUGUUCCUUGGCCCAAAACUGAAGAGGAAAAGUUUAAUUACUUUUUUUUAGUUUAAAUAAAUUAAAUAAUUUAUAAUAAUCAGUGGUAACAAUUUAGUGACCCUUAAUAGAUUAAAGGUUGCAUUAUUUAUACUUGGGAUUUUUUUUCUAACUAUUUUGUUUUUGUACUUUAAAACUAUGGGGGAAAUAUCACUGGUCUGUCAAGAAAUAACAGUAAUUAUUACUGAGUUGGAUAAGUCCAGUGGACCAGUCAUUUCUUGUACAAAUAAAACUGGUGGUACUAAUGUGUAUCCAGAGCAAUUUGAAUUGUCAACUUCAUUUUCUGUUAGUAACACUAUAUAAUGACACACAUAAAAUCUUAUAGUUGACUUCUAGUAUUUGAACUCCCCACUGUUUUUCUUUCAGUGUAUCCUAUGGCCAAUUUGAUAUUUCUUCAACUGUUACGAUUCUAGGCCCUAAUCAGUAUUAUUUUUUCAUAGAUAAUACAGUGUUAGAAUUUGUUCCUUUUCUUAUGUGUUUGUCCUGUUGGCAUAGUCUAUUUAAGAAUGAUAAGACUUAUGUAACUUUCAGCUUACCAUGACAGAUGCUCAAAUAAGUAUUUAAAUACACAGCUUUAUGUGCCUGGUAAAGCUGUAAAGAGAAAAGAGGAUUUUUCCUCAUCAAAAGCAGUUUGGGAGACAGAGUAAACAUUUAAAUUUUCUUCCUUGAAAAAAAGGCAAUGUGCAUUUUUCUCAUCUAAGUUUUAAAUGCUCUAGCAGUUGCCAAUGCUGUGUCCUACCUAAUAUUUUAUUGGAGAUAUCUGUAUACUGAAACUCUCAGAACUCUUAGGAAAUUAAUAUCAGAGUCAUUUUAAAGAAGCAGCAAUCUAACCAAAGGUAAAACUUUAUCUGAUUUUAAGUUGAGAAAUUCUAGUUUUAUUUGAGAAUCAGUUUAUAUCAUCACUUUAAAUACCCACCAAAGGAAUAAAAAGGAAGUAUUAAAUGAAAGAAUAAAGUCAUUGGUGUGUAGAGAAAUCAGAAGACAAAGAAAAGUGGCUUAUUUUCUACUCACAAAUAUGCACCUCUACUUACAGCUGCCUAUGCAAUUAAAAUGGAAUCCUUGAUGAGUUCAUACCAUAUAGAGAGACAAUAGAAUGAUCAAAUUUAAGUCAUUAAUUAGGUUAUAUUGGUAAUUUUUAAGAUUGGAAAGAAGUUGAAAACCCAUAUACAACUUUCUUUUCCAGUGUCUUUCAUUUUUCUCCUUAAGAAAGCUGCUUAACUUCAGAGUCAGAAGCAAUGAUGUGAGAGAAGGCCAGUCAGUAACAGUAACCUAUAUGGACCCUUAAAGAAGGAAAAUGGGGCCUGGCCCCCAGGAUCUGCAACUCCCCAAAAUUUUCAACAUGGAGAGUUUUAAGAUUUUAAUAGAUUUUACUAGAAGUAAGUUGUUGAUCUAUGGUAUCCUUCCACCAUGUUUUGACCAAAGUACAUUCAUGAUAACUAUAGAAAGCAGUUCAUCCUUUAAGAGGUGAACUAAGGCAAGUUAAGAAUAAAAAACAAGUAACCUAUUACUGAGUUGUACAGGCAUCAGAUGAACAGACAUUUAGGUAAAGAAAAAUAAAAUGAUUGUGGAGAUAGCAGAGAAGAGCGGGAAGGUGUUGGAUUGUGGCAGCAAGAAGCAGGGCAGUUAAAAAGUGUGUGAAAUCAGUGGCAUUGGUCAUGCCUCGCUGCCUCUCCUUUAGUGGUUAUGUUGUUGGUAGAGACCUGCCUUUAUUUUCCCAUCAUUUUUUUCUCCCAUCAUUUUGCAUUAUUCAGGAAGUAAUGCCCAAAUGCAAUUUCCUAAGCAAUGACUAGGAAAACUUCUUAACUUAAGGAAACUAAUUUAGAAAAUAACCUUAUCCAUGGCAUUAUUUUAUUCAAAAACUUAAAAUUCUUUGAAGUGAUUGCACUGUUUGGUAAACAA